Paramacrobiotus metropolitanus is the source of this 3093-nucleotide messenger RNA. RefSeq lists its product as uncharacterized. Lineage: Eukaryota; Metazoa; Tardigrada; Eutardigrada; Parachela; Macrobiotidae. The record is from RefSeq and is a predicted model, not a curated record. The transcript is spliced from 6 exons. The coding region runs from base 345 to 2777 and encodes 810 amino acids.
UCUCUCUUGCUUAUGAAAUGCUGAUUAAUUUUAUGCGCGUGUUUUUAUUCACGAUCAUAUUGCGCUGUACCUAGUAAUAACAUCCAAGAAAAUUGCUCGUCAAAUCAAAGUUUAUCGACACGAGACCGAAAGAUUUAGCCGACAAUCACGCAUUGUCGCGCAACAAUGAAAUUGCGGCUUCUGUAUUACGACUAAUGUUUAGCUUGUAGGUAAAUUAUGAGCCGUAAAAGUUUUUGCUUCCCGUUGUGUUGAGACCAUUUAUCGUUCGCCUCAUACCAUAUGCCGGUGUAAUGUACUAGCUCGACAAUUUCGGUGAUUUUGUUUUAAUUCUGGAACCGGCUAAAAUGACCCUUGGAUCGUCUUCGACCACUAAUUCGUUAGAGCUGGAUGUGGAUCUUUUGAGACCGUUAAAGACAGCAGAAUGGCACGAUAUUCUACGCCAGUGCCUGGACAGUCUGCUGCCGGCCAGCCUUUUCGAUCACAUACGACUUCCAGCACUAUCCAUAAUCCAGCGGAAAAUCAUGACUUCCGCUCAAGACCAUACUCUCCGCGUAGUUGUUAAGGCCAAGACCGGCGCUAGCACAAUAGCAGCCGGCCUUCACCAGCAAAUACUGGCCCCGACAGCUGCCAGCGGCACCAUUGGUGCCGGCUUGGCUUCCGGUAUCUCCGGUGAGCAGUCAUUGUCCCCUGAAUGGUUUCCCCCGCGACUGCUUAAUGCGGACGAACCCGCCUACGGUGCCGCGCAGUUUCUGCUGCCGGGCAUGAUCGAUCCGACUGACGCGGUGGGAAAGCACUCCAGUACCGUGCCACAGGAGUCCAAUAUUUCUGCCCACGGAGUGCGAAUGCUGCACCAUCUCCGGUCAACCAUGGAAAGCGAAGGAAGAAUACGCUGCAAUGAAUCUGUUGAAGUAUAUUUGCCGCCAGAGUACAUCGGUCUUGGCUCAGGAGGCGAUGCAGAUAUGCUGACCACUGUCCAUUCUGCACAUACUGACCAAAAUUGGUUGGUUGCAUCAGUGUGCAUUUUGGCAUUUUUCUUAAUCACAUUCUCGGCUGUGCUGUUCAUGCAUUGCAAACACCGGAGGAUUAUUGUGCGGAAAGUGCAGUAUCCUGCGUGCAAUUCAGUGACGGUGAGCACGGUACACAGCUGCGCCAGUUCGGCACAGUUGAUUUCCACAUGCAGCAGCGCUGCUCCGUCUGCUGGCGUGGUAUGGACCAACACCCAUCCCAGCAGCCGAAACCCACCCGGCACGGUGUCCGGCUUCGACGGCCCGCCAUUAUACCGCUCCGCACCCGUGUGCAACUGCGCCUGCAGUCAUCCGCUUCCACCCGACCGGACCGCCAGUCGCGGUCGCCCCAGCAGCGCAAUCCAUUACAAAAAAUAUCCCUGCUCAAAUCCUACGGGUUGGGAACCCUUUGCCAACUCCUCGUAUACCCGGAGUAAUCGCUGCGGACGCAGUACGCAACUGUCGGAAUCGGCUUACCGCACAACCAGCCGCCAGCAAAGCCACUUGAGCGUGGUCAUCGAACCGGCGGUCCAACGUAAUCCCCUGUACCAGGUAGAACGCAACCGGCCACCGGUCGCACUGCACUGUAAACCGGCGGCAAAGGGCGUGACCAACCAUCCGGCAAACGCUCGAGCGGCCGCCAAUGCGACCAAGGAUAUGGUGAUAAAAAAUGUACGACCGCCCUGCGUCGCCGAUCAGACCUGUCAGACCGGUUCCAUUGCCGGAUCGGAUAUCGGCUCGGAUGCGGAUUUGGAUUUUAUGAUGGAUGAUCCGUCCGGCGGGGAUGCGGCGCAACCCAGCACGCCGGAUCCAACGCGCUGCACCAUUGGAAUGGAGAUGACGAUGGACGACAACUGGGACUGUGGUGGAGAUAAAGACGAUGAGCCGCCUUCGUACAAUGCGGCUGUGUCGGAGCAGAAGAACUGCGGCAGGUGCACGUGCAGUAAGCCGCGCACCGUUAAUACAAGCGCUGAUUCUUCGGCUAGCGGCAGUGUGAAUGCGGAAGUUUUCAAUGCCUGCAGUGGCAUACCCACUCCGCACUGCUCGAGUGGAACGCACAAAUCCCUCAAGCCAAAUUUUCAUAUGACUUCCGCCCAACCAAACCAGAAAAACAAUCCAAAUAACGACAAGCUGAUACCGCUACGGAUACAGAAAAAUAAAGGCGUGUCGGGUCACUUUGGCAGUAUUAGCCAGCGACUGCCCAGCUUGACGCAAGGGUAUAACCGGAAGCUGGAGAUAAUUGUGGAUCCGAAUGCGGUUGCAUCCAAUAAGAAAAAAGAGCCGGGUUGUACGGAUGACAAUGCAUCCAUCUUCAGCUGCAGCAGCGACAGUGAAACGUCAGAAUGCCAAUUGUCGGACUACGACUGCCAGAUGGAGGCGGAGCACGAUGAAAUCGUCGAAGUUAGUCCUGAAUCUGUCCUGCACACUUCCGGCUAUGACGUCGCUAGCAAAACGGCGCAAGUGAGCCUGAAUCCCGUUGGUAAUGGUACCGACAAGACCAAAUCCAGCCAAAAACAACCACUGGUUACUGGUAAUUCAUUUUCCAAAGGAGAAUUAUCAGUGGACGGCGACGUCGAUGCAUCGACUCAAAAGUCGGGUGGUGAAUCCACAUUGACGGCUUUUUUCCAUGCACUGACCAGUGAAUGGCGCAAUGGACGGCCGAUGACGGUGCGGGCAUUAAAACAGAAAAGUCAUGUCAAAAAACAGAUACGCGAUGGAACUACCACUAGCGACAUUACGCUGCAAACGUCUAACGAAAAUGGAUCGGAAUAAUAAUUAUAUAUCGUAAACCAUGGCUGAGGUAUCCAGCUUCAUUAACAUCUUCGAAGCUGGAACCUCGAUUAAUUAAUUACAUUUGCGGCGGUUCUUGCAAAUCGCUUGCAUGCUGGGGUGAUAUUAUUAUAAGCAAAUGCAAGCUAUUAAAAUUAUGAAAUUUUAGUUUUGUACAUGAUAGACAUUGUGUGUCCAACUAUUUUUGCACGUUUUUACUUUUAAGGUUCUAGGGAAGUCAUGGUAGCUUUUGGAUGACCAGGGAGAUGUUACAAAGCCACAACCGCGUUUUUGCUGUAUUUGUAUACCUGUUUGUGCU